Messenger RNA from Naegleria lovaniensis, 9225 nucleotides. RefSeq lists its product as uncharacterized. Gene Ontology annotation, molecular function: calcium channel activity. Gene Ontology annotation, biological process: calcium ion transmembrane transport. The transcript has 3 exons. NCBI's taxonomy places the organism in Eukaryota, Heterolobosea, Eutetramitea, Acrasida, Naegleriidae. Gene Ontology annotation, cellular component: membrane. Bases 1 to 9225 code for a protein of 3074 amino acids. The record is from RefSeq and is a predicted model, not a curated record.
AUGUUUUCCAACAACGACACCUCUUCACCUCCCAACACGAAACAAUCCUCGUCUCUUCGAACUCUUUUCACACCAACCUCUUCAAAUGCCAAAUCAAGUAUUGCUUCGAAAUCCUCUUCUUCGAUCGGAACACAUUCAGGAGGACUUGUUCAUUCCCUAGGAAAAUUUGGAAUGGCCAUUCAACAUCAACAUUCGUUAAAUCAACGUUCGUUGUGUGUUGGAGAUUUAAUUUCAAUUUAUUAUCAAGGAGAUGAUGAAAAUAAUGAUAAUAAUAGUGGCGGAAAUCAUUCCUCGUCGGAUGACAUGUCUGAUGAAAUUGGUUUUAUGAGUGUGAAGGGAUUUACCUCCAAUGCUCGAUGUGGUUUGGAAGACAUUUCCGAUGAGAAUUUACCUUCGAAUUUUAAAUCCUGUGUCUUUGUGGUUCAACAAGCAUAUUCCUACAAUGCACACAAAGAGUUUUAUCAAAAAAUCGAACAACUCAAUCUCAAAAUCAAAUCCAUGAAUCAAACCAAAACUUCCACUUCAGGCGCUUCGUCUUCGAAUGUGAAUACCACAACAGCAGCUGGAAAUGCAUCAUCUCCUUCUGGAAAUGUCACAAAUGGUAAUAAUUUAACAUCGGCAACGACUUCUACCAUUCCUGCUGGUAUUGUUCCUCCCAAUGCUUCACUUACUGGAAUUAUUAAGGGUGAUUUAAAUACAAGUAGUACACAAUUAACACUUGGAAUGAGUGAGAGUGUUGUGGGUGGAGAUACUCACUCGAAUCGUGUGCUAUCGAGUUCACAUGGUGCCAAUUUUGGACAAGCAGCUUCUGUGAAAACUUUUAUUCGUUCGCAUCAAUUUCACUUUUUGGAUCUGACAGAAGAACAACGAGCUCAAAUUGAAGAUUUGGAACGAAAAAUGGAACGUGAAAAACAACAAAAUAUGAUUGAAUCGGAGAGAAAUAUGGGAAGAGAGAUUUUAUAUGGACAACCCAUUCAAUUAAUGCAUUUGAAAACAAAGAAAUAUUUGUGUGUAAAUCCAAGAGAAAAAGCUGAAAAGCAAAAAGAUUGUCUCAAGUUAACACUUGUUUCAGAAGAAUCUAUUAAUUCAACAGCACAUUUUUUGGUGCUACCCUAUUACAAGUUUAGAUCUGAAGGAGAUGCAGUCAAACUGAGUGAUCAAGUUCGAUUUUAUAACAGGAAAAGCAACACGUUUCUUCAUUUGGGUCGAUUUAAAUAUUCCGAAUUAUUACCCUCUCAAUUAUCUACUAAUUCACAAAUGAGUUCAAUAUCUGCUCAAUUAACAGUCGAUGAAGACUCACGAAAAGAAAUUCACAUGAUUCCUGGCACUUCAUUCACAUCUUCAUAUUCGAGAACAAAUUGGAGAAUUCGAUUAUUUUCUCAAUAUUUGGGAGUGAAUUCAAAUACUUUGAAAGCAGGUGACGUGAUUCGAUUAUUUCAUACCGAAUUGAGAAGUUUUCUCACAGUGAAUACAAAAUCUGGACGUGUCGAGUGCAUUGGUCAUUCGAAAUCUCACUCUCAUUCCUCAGGAAGUAGUUCACAAGGUGAAAAACAUAAUUUACCUUUCAAGUCCAAAAAAUCCAAUGAAGUGAAUGAAACUCCAAGUAUCAUUGACAAAUUUUCGAGUCAAACCGAUACUCUGUGGGAAGUUGAAAUGUUGGACCCCACUCGAGGUGGUGCCUUAAUGUGGUAUGGAAAGUAUCGAUUGAAACACAUUUCAACAGGAAAGUAUUUAUAUGCUACCAAUGAUUCGAGACAAUUUUUGCAAAGUGAUCAAGAUGAUUCUGGAUUGCUGUUGGAUGAUUCUACACUGGAUGAAGAUGACGAUGAAUUUGGAGUUUCUGGUGCAUUCUUUUCCAAACUUUCCAAUCGUGUGAAAAAAACGACAAAACCAGCUGUCAUAGAUCAAAACAAAGAUUCACACCAUGACCCACUCUCGAAAUCUUCUGUUUACAAUGAUAGCAGUGCUUCUCUUUCUUCCUCUGUCUCAACUCCCUCUGCUUCUUCAAGUCUCAACUCAACCGAUCAUUUAUGGAGAUUAUUGAAGAAAAAAUUACUGAGCUCUGUGAAAAAGGAACAAAUUGGUGUCUCUCUGCAUUUAGCUGUGAAGGAUGAUUUGGGUUCUGAAGAUACCACUUUUAUCAUUCUACCUCACGACGCCUCAUCAGCAUCUUCAGCAGCACAACACGAUCCAGCACUUUCAACUCUUCAUACUUAUCCAAUUCCAUUACAGAGCUAUUUCCGUCUUAAACAUGCACACACACAAACAUGGGUUCAUGGUGUUCAUAGUGAGAGUGGAGUGGGUUCCAGUUUGAUGCGAGCGGAUGAAACCGAUUCUGUGAGUGACAAACAGUCAGCAGCAGUCACGACAAAGACCGAUGUUAAAAAAAAGGUUAAAAAGAGUGGCGCUAGAAAUACCUAUCCUCUCUAUUCCACCAAUGUAUUAUAUGAACAAGAUGUCUUUUCAGUCUAUCGAGUCCCACAACAAGAAUUGGAAGAUUUAUUGUUUGUACAAAGUAUCAUUCCAAUGAUUGAGAGUUUUUCAAAGAAAGUGAAAGGAAGAGUGAUCAAGAGACCAGAUGAUUUUAAGGUUCUCAUGCAAACACUAUUACCAGCCAUUUCACAAUUGAUUUAUUUCUUGACAGAUUCUGACGAGGAAGAUCCAUUGAAAAGAGAAGGAAUUCCUUUCAAGAGUAGACAAAACAUUCUUCGUGAGCGUGGAAUUAUUGACAUGAUUAUGCAAUUGAUUGAACAAUUGGUCGAUCAAGUUCCAGAAAUGGUUUCUUCUGGUUCUUCUGGUGAUACACUUUUGAAGGUUGUUUUACAUCAAAGUGAUUCUGCAUGGACUGAAUCUGAUUUGGCUUCCUAUCACUACUUGAUUCGUAAUUUAUAUCGAGUAAUUAAGCAAUCAGUCAAGUUGAAUACUGAAAACGGAUUAUACAUGGCCAAAUACAUUACUCAAAUUCAGCAACAUAUCAAAUUGGAUGUCGGAGCAAGUGUUGCCUUAAUUGAAAUUUUAACAAAUAAUUACAAUUUACUUGUUAGAAUGCCAAAAGAACAAAUCAAGUACUUUGUGACUCUUCUCGUCGAUGAGGAAGAGAAUAUGACCAUGUACGAUGAACCACUCUCAUCUCCAAGAAAGUUAUUGAGUCCAAGACUUCCGGGAAGUCCCUCUCCAAGAAAAUCCUCAACAUCCAAGCAACAAGAAGAAAUUCAAUUGGGAGAUGGAGAUACCAAUGCAGCAGAUGAACAAUAUGUGAGUGGAAAGAAUUCUAUUUACUUGUCAUUCUUGAGUGCGUUGUGUGCGUGUGGUAAUAGACCUAUUAAGAAUAAUCAAAAUUUCAUUACCAAGUUACUUUUUGAAGAUGAACGUGUGAAUAACGCUCUCAUGUUUCCGUAUUUUGCAGACGAAAACACAAAAUCAAAGAUUUGCAUGAAAGUGAAUGGAGCAGAAUAUGAAUUGGCAGAAUUUGUUUCGAAAGCUCUCGUUCAGAUCAUGUCUGCCAAUAGUUCGACCAUGUUCGAUGUUCAGGAUGACUUUGUCGUGUUGUUAUACUUUUUCCAGAAACAAAUUGAAUUAUUUUCACUCUUGUGUUUGGGACGGAACAAGCAAGCUAUUGAAUAUGUCGAAAAGAAAUUCACCUAUGAACUUGUUUUGGCAUGUAUCAAAGAUAAGCGAUUGACCUUUGAGUUGAGAUCGAGUUUUUGUACACUCUUACUGAAUUGCUUUUUAGAUGUCGAUCCCUAUGAAACCAAUCCAACAGUGUCACUUACAAGAAAAUGGACAGAAAUUGAAAAGAUGAAAAAGAAUCAAGAUGAAAAGAGACUCAAAGAAUUGAGAUCUUUUUUGACAGAUUUCUUUAAAGAAAAUUAUGAACUCGAUUGUGGAAAUGACAUUACCAGUAUUCAAAAGAAUAUUUUCAUGUAUAAUUUAACAUUCAUGACACGAAAAAUGUUUGAACUUGGAAUGUUUGAUUUGUCAAAUAUUUAUCCAACACACAGAGUGGUCGUUGAGUUAUUGAAAGUGUUAGAUUGCUCUUCUGACAAGUUGAACGGAAAGCCAGCUCUUGAUGCCAUCUAUGAAGAGAACGAACAGACACUCAUUACCACCAAAAUCAAACAAGAAGUUUGCAAUAUUUUUGACAUUAUCAAGUCACAACAGUUGAAUGUUCGUGUUGACUUUUUCUUGAUCAAUUUCAAGUACAGCUUUACAGUGAGCGAUAAGAGUGUGAGUGACGACAAACGACAAGACUUUGUGAAAAAUUCACUUUUCAAAGAUUCCAUUUUCAAUGACAGUGCUUCUAUCGAGACGCUGACAAAGGUCUUGAUUGAUUUGACAAAAUCUAAAAAUGCAGAAUUAGCUGUGAAAUCUCUCAAUCUCUUGAUUCGUAUUCACAGAGAGAAGGAAGAGUUGAAGGAAUUGUUGCCAAAAAUUGAAUUACUUGUUUCUUCUACUGUGAUUCGAAGUUACGACAAUAUUCUUGAAAUUCUUAAAGAAAUUAAGAAUUUGAUUGAUUUGGCUCAGUUUGCAUCAGGAAGCUCUCUUGAAGAUUAUUCCAAGCUCAUUCAACAACAUUUCGAACGCAUUGAAGAAGAUUACGAAAAGAAUGGUUCUCGUACUCAAAGAAUUUUGAGAAAUUUGAUUGGUCACGAAAUUGCCAUUGAAACUCUAACCAAAACAUUCGCAGACAAUCGCUGUCAAGGAAGAAUUCACAGAUCAUGCGUUCGAUUUUUAAUUAAUUUUGUGAAAAAGAAUAACGAGAAUCAAGCUAUUCUGUUUCCAUACUUGGAAUUUUUCAUGUCCAAAAUUGGACAAGAAUUGGGAGUAUCCACUCUUCUUUGUGAAAUUAUGAGAAACAAUAGAGGACUGUGUAGCAUGAUUGAAGAAAAGCAUGUGAGAACAAUGAUUGAUUUAAUGGCAGAGCAUGGCUUGAAACCUAGAUAUUUGAACUUUUUAAAAAUCAUUUUGAACAAUACGGAAGGAAAUCCUAUUAAGAGAAAUCAAUCAUUGGUGACACAAAAUUUAUUAGAUCGUAGAAAGGAUGUCAUUGUUCUCUUUAAUGACGAGGAAGGUAUCAAAGAAAGAGAUCAGAGAAUCAAAAAUUUAGAACAUGAAAAUCAACCAGAUGGAAUUUUAUGUUAUCACAUUGAAUUGUUGUCACUGUUGGCAGAAUGUGGUGACGGUCGAAAUCAUGUCGCAGAGGUGAAACUUCAAUCAUUACUUUCGAUGGAAGAUAUUUUAAAACAAUUGUUGAGUCCUAACACAAUUCCUGAAUUGAGAAAUCCUUUACUACGUUUUCUCGAUGAAGUUUACAUCAAUGCAGAUAAGGUUCAAGAUGAAAAGCAAAUGUCCAGCAGUGCACCUAUUUUCCGUCUCAUUGCCAAAAUGACUCGAGAGUUGGGAUUAUUUGUCACUUCUCCAAAUUUGAAUAGAAGAAGCACUGAAAUUACACUCGACUCGAUUUCAACUCCUACCGAUCAUGCACCUACGAAAUCAGCUGGUAAUGCUUCCAUUCACAAUAGAACAACGACUACCGAGUCACAAGAUUCCAAUCCUUUAGAACUUGUUAAAUCUUCCUUUGUUUUGAAAUGGAAGAAACCUCUUGAUGGACAAGAUGACUCAUCAUUAACUUCGUUUGAUAAGGAUGAAAAGCUUUAUGUGGACUUGAAGUACAUUUUCCAAUUAAUGAUUCCAUUUGUUCAUCACUAUUUCCAUUUGAGAUUCCCUCCCAAUGAUUUUUCAUGUGAACCUCAACAAUUGGAAGUAAUCAAACAUCUCAUUGAAAGUUUAUUCAAUUUAUAUGAUCAUGUCACAGAAACAUCUCAAAAAGAAGCAGUCAUCAAGUGUUUACAAGCCAUGUGUAAAGUCAGUAAGGGAGGAAAUCAAAACAAGUCCAUGCCUCAAGAAUUCACACAAGAAAUUUUCAAAUUCCUAAAAGUAGCAUCCAGUUCAAAAGCUACUCAAUUUAAACAACACAUGAUGCAGCAUCAGAGACUCAAACAAUUGAAUUCACAACAACAACAACAACAAGGCAAUAACAAGAAGGAAGAUGAAGAUGAAAGAUACAUGAAAAAGUACAAACUCUAUGUUUCUGACUUUCUCAUCAUUCUCACACAAGAGUCGAAUUUUGCAAAUUUAGGAGUUUUACUUUAUGAAAAAUAUAGAGGAUAUUUGGAUAUGAUUGUCAAUGUCAUUCGUAGAAUUCCAGAACUUCAUCAUUUCAACGUGACUGCCAACAUGACUGAGAGUAACAAAUCAUUGGUCAGUUUAGGUCAACGAACAGGAAUGACCAAUGUCACACUCUACUCUCUCGAAAUGUUAAAACAAAUUAUGGACACUCAACAAAAAGGUGAUGAAAAAUAUUCUCCAGAACAACGUUUGAGAAAAUUGAACAAAUUCCAUCAUGAUCUGACCAAAGCGAAAAUUCCUGAACUCAUUAUUGAAAUGGUUUGCAUGGAUGAUCAUAAAAUUGUAAAGUCUGCAAUUGAGCUUGGAAUUGCAAUGCUCUUUGAAGGAAACAAUAUUGUCCAAGGUUAUAUUUAUACCUUGUUCAAGAGAGGUGGUUCUGAGAAAUUCUUCCUUUCCAUUCGUGACAGAAUUCGAUUAUCCAUUGAUGAAAUUAAAGAAAGAAAAGCUUAUCAUAAGAGAUUGGAAGAAAAGAAACAAGAUUACAAGCAAGCAAGAGCUCUUAAAUUGCGGGCAAGAGGAGAUCCUGCAGCGUUGAACACUAUCAAUGCAGCAACAUCCGUCUCUACACCCUCCACCGAUCGAAAUAAGCAUUCCUCGAUAGGAGGCACUGGUAGUAGUAGUGGUGGUGGGACUGGAACUGAUGAUUUUUCAUCUGACAAUCAUCAAAACGAUGGCGAUGAUACUCAAGACGUAUUCGAAGAAAAGGGACAUAUUGAGGAAAUUUUACGUUUUCUUCAGUUAAUGACAGAAGGUCACAAUGCUGAUUUGCAACAUUAUUUGGCAGAACAAAAGUAUAACCUUCAAAGUGUGAAUAUUGUUGAAGAAUGUUUGAAUUUUAUUGUGGCACUCGAGAAGGACAUUACCAGUGAAAAUAUUGAAACAGCCAUUCAAUGUUUUGAUUCUUUAACUGAAUUUGUUCAAGGCCCAUGCUUGACCACUCAACAAGUGAUUGGAAUGUCACCAAAAUUUUAUUUUGUAUGCAAUGAAAUUCUGUCCAAAGAUUAUCGAAAUGUGUUAACACUGGACAAGACCUUGGAGUUGAAAAGUGCCAUGUUUAUUUGCUUGACUUCAUUAUUAGAAGGAAGUAAUAAUCACAAAAUUGCCAUGAUCAUGCGUGAUUCUUUGAAUUUCACAGAUGUCAUUGAGUUGGCUAAAAAGUGUUGCAUUAUUUCAUUUGCUCCCAAUGACUUUUUGGAAGAAGGAAAAAAGGGUCUACCUAAAUUAGAUCUCAACACUGGCGCUCGAGAAGAGAUGGCCUCCCGUAUUCAAUCCGAAGUCACUCAUGAUGGUUUCAGAGAUAAGGCACUCAAUAAGGAAAAAGCAAGAAGAAUUACACUCGCUACCAAUCAACACGAAGAAAUUGCAUUCGAAAUUUACUUCUUGUUGAACACUUUGGCUGAUUUUGAACGCAUUCAUAUUGAAGAUGUUUCCAAGUCACAACAAUUAGCUGAAACGAGUCAUCGAAGAAUUACACAAUUAUUGGAAUCUCCUGAAUAUGCAAGAUACCUUGUUCCGCUCGAAAAACAAACAGGUCGAAUGGAAAUUGUAAGAAACAACACUCUCGAAAAUGUCUAUUAUCGUAUUCCAGAAGAGAGUCGAUUUUUAUCCGAUCGUUCUAAAAAGAAUUUUGUGAACACUGUAAACUCUGAAGAGUAUACAGCUCAGGAAAAGAUUCGAAACUUUUUCGAUGAAACUCACACCUUCUAUACUGAAAUUGAUCAUUACAAACAAUUUGAAAGAACACCUGAAAAAACAAGUACUUGGAAAAUUAUUCGAGGAUUUAUUUGGAGAUUGUUGAAAGAAGAAAAUUGGCAACGAAUCAAAAUGCUCAGUUUCGUCAUUGCCUUAAUUAUCAAUUUAUUCGUCUUGUUUGGAAUUAAGAAAAUGUAUUCUGUGACGCCAGGAGACAUUCCACUUCCUGGUUAUAGUGAUCCCAAUGAUGCCACGACUGGAACAUUUGUCUAUGAAGGAGAUUGGAAAACCGAAUGGUUAGAUAUUGUACAAACCAUAUUGGGAGUCAUUCAAAUUUUAACCACCACAUUACUUUUUAUUACCUAUAUUUACUUUUUAGCUACUUUGGAAGUUAAGAAAAAAUUCAAAUUGAAAAUGGAAGAGAAAUGGGAAGAUUUGCCGCGAGACAAACAUUUUUACAAAUCCUAUUUGAAAUAUUUAGCUCAAGAUUUUUAUAUUUGGUUUUUAGUUGUGUAUUGGGUCGUUUCAGUAUUGGGUCUCUUUUUAACUCCUAUUAUUUAUUCAAUUCACUUGUUUGAAGUAGUGGUUCGUUUUGAAACACUCUACGAUAUUGUGAGAAGUAUUCAAACGACGGCAGAACGUUUCGUAUUGACAAGCUUACUCAUGAUUGUUGCAAUUUGGUUCUUCUCAUUGAUGAUUUUUGCAUUCGUUCCAGAAACUUUCUUUUUGGAAGCAAAUCCACCGACAACGACUGAACGACAAUUUUUAUGUGACUCUGCAGCUGAUUGUAUGUUAAACACGCUCAAUUAUGGAUUGCGAACGGGAGGAUUCUUUGAAGAUCAAUUCACACCAAGUUGGGGAGUUUGGGCAAGAGAGGUCAUUAACAUGCUCUUCAUUUUAGUGGUCAUUGUCGUGCUAUUCGAAGUCGUGUUCGGUAUUAUUUUGGAUUCUUUUGCAGAGCUCAGAGAAAAUCGAGAAAAAACAGAAGAUCGUGUGAAAAACAAGUGUUUUAUUUGUGACAUUGUGAGAUCGAGAUUUGAUCAAAAAGCAAACGAAGGAAUUACUUUUAACAAUCAUAUCAAGAAGGAACAUAAUAUGUGGAAUUAUUUAUUUUUCCUAAUUUAUUUGAAAACGAAACCAAAAACAGAAUAUACUGGAUCAGAACAGUAUGUCAGUAAUUGUUUAGAGAGGCAAGAUGUUUCCUUCUAUCCAAUAUUGCGUUCCAUUACUUUGGAAAAUGUGGAAAACAAGUCAUCAAGAAUUCGAGAGGAGACAACCACUACUCUUCCUCAUUUCACAACAACAACAAGUAGUUCUCAUCUCUCCGGAUCUACGAGUAAAUAA